This is a messenger RNA of Epinephelus lanceolatus (giant grouper), 2152 nucleotides long. RefSeq names its product trophoblast glycoprotein (gene tpbg). NCBI's taxonomy places the organism in Eukaryota, Metazoa, Chordata, Actinopteri, Perciformes, Serranidae. Gene Ontology annotation, cellular component: plasma membrane. Gene Ontology annotation, molecular function: protein binding. The record is from RefSeq and is a predicted model, not a curated record. Gene Ontology annotation, biological process: negative regulation of canonical Wnt signaling pathway.
UCCAGACUCCCAGCGUUUAGGAAAGCGGCAGGCUGGAAGUACGCAUGUAGUAAUUCAUGCCACCUUUGGGAGACAGUGAGCAUUGUCUGUCUCGGGACCAGCAGUUCGAGUAAGUUUUUUGGAAAGUUGAUAUUUUACAGUGGACUGUAUUGUUUUACAAGGACUGGAAAAACGUAACGUAAACGCCUGAGGUUUGGGAGACAAACGAAGAGUUUGCGAGCUUCGCCCACAUCACGUUUAUCCUCAUGGAAACGUAGACUUCCCCUCCACAAGGAUGAUUUGGGGGUAGUUUUAUGGAGUCUGAGUUGGAACUGGGUGAGAUUUUGGAAAGGAUUAAGGCGGGAGACACAGUCGAAAAACUUUCCCCUGGUGAGUCACGGCGGCGAGUGGGUUGGAUUGUUGUAAAGUAAUUACGCACGGUCUGCGCAGACAGAUUUGUACAGUCCAAGAUGCGCCUGUUGAGCACGUCGUGCGGAUGUGACCGCGGUGAAAUCCAAGGGAGAAUACACAUGACCGGAAUGAUUCAGUUUCUCUUCCUCCUCGCGGCCGUGCUGUCCUGUCAAGGCUGUCCGGACAAAUGCUUGUGCUUCUCACAAACUGUGAAAUGCCAAAACCAGGACUUGGACGCGAUACCGCAUUCUUUGCCGACCAAUACCAAAUUCCUGUUCGUCACUGGAAACAACAUUUCCCGGAUCAGUGUGGACUCUUUCCCAACCCGCUUGGAACAAUUAACAGAUCUCUAUCUCAGUGGGAAUGAGAUGGAGUCUGUGGAUGCAAUGGUAUUUGAUAACUUGCCAAACCUUGUGCGGCUGGACCUGAGCAACAACAACAUCCAGAAUUUCAGUGAAAGAGCUUUCCCUGAUGAUAAUAAAGUGCAGUUCUUGAACCUCAGUAGGUGUUUCCACAAUUACUCCACUGUGGAUAUGGUCUUAAGCGUUCUACAGAGUGGAAACCUCCUCCAGCUGACGGCCUUGGACUUGUCCAACAAUGACCUUGUGAUUCUCCCAGACGGCAUCUUCGGCAGCCUCUCCAACCUGGUCAACCUCAGCCUGCAGAACAGCUCCAUCGUCUCCAUUCCUAACGGGACGCUGAAGGUGCCACCGCUGCGUGACCUUGACCUGAGGGACAACAGCCUGAGGGGCCUGCCCACCACCACGCUGGCAGAGUUCAGCCUCAAGCCUGCUCUUCACAUCCGGCUGGCGGGGAACCCCUGGCGCUGCGACUGCUUCAUCGACGACAUGCUGCUGUGGCUGAAAAACUCCACUCAGAUCAUUGACAUGCAGAACCUGACCUGCACAGACCCCAAGGCCCUGAGACGCCAGCCGCUCCUGCAGUUAGAGCUGUCACAGCUGAAGUGUUCAAGCGACAUGGAGGGUGUGCUGGAGACCUCUUAUGUUUUCCUGGGCCUGGUGCUGGCCCUCAUUGGCGUCAUAUUCCUGCUGGUGCUCUACCUGAACAGAAAAGGCAUCAAGCGGUGGAUGUACAACAUCCGGGAUGCUUGUAGGGACCACAUGGAGGGGUACCAUUACAGGUACGAGAUAAACUCUGACCCACGUUUGGCCAACCUGAGCAUCAAUUCAGAUGUGUGAGCCAAGAGGGACACUGUCUGGGAUCCCGCAGUGAGAUAUUAAAUGACUUCUACUGUUAAAAUUUGCAUGAAAGUCUUCCUCCCCUUCCCUCCUUCUCCCCCAUGAUGCUAUUCAGAUUUUACAUCUGUCAUGGCUCCUAAUUACCCUCCCUCACAACCUUCAUUCAACCACUGCCGCAUGUCCUACACAAGUACCUGGCAGCUGUGAUGUCAACUGCGUUUCUUCCGUGUAACAUUGCAUGGACAAUGAAAUGGCGAAGGUUUUUUUCCUGGAGAGUUGCAAAGAGUGCUAUGUUCUAUUUUUAUUUUUCCUAAAGGAUAAACGUACGGCGUGACUUUUAAGCGAAAGAAAACAUACUGCUGGUCAUUGCAUCCUUCUCAUUAUGCCUCUGCUGCUUGUUUAUGAGUUUGUUCUUUAUAAUAUGUGUUUUGUGAUAUACAGUAUGCCUCUUGAAUGAUUAUAGUGCACAUUGCAUAGUUUUUUUGGAUUUUAGUAGGUGGAUGUAAUUGCUCUUUUUUCUGUGAAGAUAUUCGGCUAAAUAAAACGCCUCUGGAUUGCUGGUA